CGAGGGGUGCACGGGGGAGGGGUGGUGCGAUGCUUUUAUAUACACUGCAUAUACUGUAAUAUGCAGGCUACCCUUCACUGUCUGUCUUCAGCCAAAAGUUGCACUCUCAAGCAAGCCUCUGCUAUAGCCUAUAUAUUCCUUCUUGUCUGCAAUAUAUCACAUCUCUGAGAAUUUCCCAUCAUUUAUAUUCCUUCUGCCUACAGAUAUAUUUAUGUACAUAUAAAAUCUGCACAGAAUUCCCAAGGCAUAAGAAUUUGAGAAGACUGAAAUGGGGAGGCAACCAUGCUGUGACAAGGCUGGGUUAAAGAAAGGCCCAUGGACAGCAGAGGAGGACAAGAAGCUCAUCACCUUCAUCCUCAACAAUGGUCAAUGUUGCUGGAGAGCUGUCCCUAAACUUGCAGGCCUGUUGAGAUGUGGGAAGAGCUGCAGGUUGAGAUGGAUAAAUUAUCUGAGGCCAGACUUGAAGAGAGGACUAUUGUCAGAUUAUGAAGAAAAGAUGGUCAUUGACCUCCAUGCUCAGCUGGGAAACAAGUUUAGUAGUCCUUCACUAUCAUCAUCAUCUUGUAUAAUAAUUAUAAUGCCCUCUUUUUCUUUUUUUCUUUUCAAUGGUGUGGUUAGAUUUAACAUCUACGAUAAAAAGUGGAGAGUUCAACUUUAGUGGCAGACAACUUUCUAAAUUCAGCUCUAUUGGGCAUCCAUCAUUUUGAAAUUUUUGCACAACAUUCUUUUUCCUUUAAGGUUGCUUCUAAAAUUAAACAAACUUAAAUAGACACAAAUUCUUUGAUCCAAUGAAUCAAAUAACUUUGUUAGUUAUCCAACCUAAAAAGCUCUAGGUCAAGUCUUCAUAAUAUAAGUAAAAGUCAAAUUAUAUACGUAAUUACCAUAUUUAACUCCGGAUUAGCUGGGCAUGAUAUAAUGGUACUGGACACAAAGGUCGUUUUAAAUCAUUUGGGGGUCUUAUGAUAAAAAAAACGGGCUUUCCAAAGUUAAAAUUACGCACAUUUUUAAUCAAGAAAUUAAUUAAGUAUUACUACAUAUAUACUUCGUAUUAGAUCAUUAGAAUCAUAAAAUGUCUGUAUUUUCAAAAUAAACCACUAAAAUGUUUUUAAUUAAAAAAAAGAACCUUUGUUUACUUUACAUUCACAAUUUAGCUAGACCAUCUAUAUUUGGAAAACCACAUAAUAUAAUGGCUUGUUAAAAUCUGAGAUUUCAUCCUAAAAGAUAGUUGAUAGGGGGAGUAGCUAGCGUCUUAAUAUGCCACUUUAUUACUUCCUAAUUUUCGGGUGGGGGACUUUAACAUACAUGGCUCUUAGCAAAAACAAAAAUAUACUCCGUAAUAAAUUGAUGAAUAAUAAUUUUGCUUGCUCAUUAUUUAUAUGAAUUGCAGAUGGUCCAAGAUUGCCUCCCAUUUGCCUGGAAGGACAGACAAUGAAAUCAAGAACCACUGGAACACACACAUCAAGAAAAAGUUGAGGAAAAUGGGGGUAGAUCCAGUGACCCACCAGCCACUUUCUGCUACUAGUGGGGGUGAUGAUGAAGAAGAUGAAGAUCACAAAACAAAGCUGCCAGAAUCCCCAAAAGGUCCCUCAAUUUUUGAGGUAGUCUCAGAAAAGGAACAAAGCUUCUGUAAGGAUGAACAGUCAACGGUCACAGUUGACCAAAUGGAAGUCAAAGAGGGGUUCUCCAUUGACGAAGUGCCUCUCCUUCAACCCCAUGAAAUCCUGGUCGCCCCUCUCUCUUCAACCUCUUGUUCUUCAUCUUCCUCCAAUGGUUUUCUUUCAUCAAACGUUAGUAACAACAACAUUAACAGCAUUCUUGAUGACGUUGACUUCCUGCCUGCCAUUGACUGGCAAUGUGAUUACAUCUUCAGUAAUAUGGGGUUCUGGGAAGAUGACUUCCUCAGCACUACUUUGGAUUCACUGUUUAACAAUGACACUAACAACAACAUCAACAACCAGCUAGAGAAACUCUUUUAGGUGAUUUGCUGAUGAUGAUCAUAUAUGGAUGCAUCUUCCCAAGGAAAGCUAUGUUCUUGUGAUUAUAUUUUGUUGUUUGGCUCAAGAAUGUUUAGACAGAAUUUUAUCUUUUGUUGAUAUAUACUCCAUAGUUUGCAGUAGCUAGUAAAUAUUUUAGAGACUCAGUGAAUUUUAACAGGUACCAUUGACAUUCACUUUAUUUUCAUGUGUACCAUAGAAAUUCACUUAAAUAAUGUAAUUGAAAUAAUGUUCUUUUAAGUUUUUAUUAAUACCUUUGCAAUCA
This is a messenger RNA of Cuscuta europaea, 2259 nucleotides long. NCBI's taxonomy places the organism in Eukaryota, Viridiplantae, Streptophyta, Magnoliopsida, Solanales, Convolvulaceae. The record is from the annotation of a GenBank genome assembly.